This is a messenger RNA of Cucurbita pepo subsp. pepo (vegetable marrow), 1047 nucleotides long. The record is from RefSeq and is a predicted model, not a curated record. Lineage: Eukaryota; Viridiplantae; Streptophyta; Magnoliopsida; Cucurbitales; Cucurbitaceae.
AUGAAUCGGCAAAGUUCCAUGCAGCUUUACCGCUCCAACUAUACUUUGAGUACCGCCACGGUGAAUGGGUCCAACGCCGCCGUUAUCGGCGGCGGAAAGACGGUCGGACGGUGGUUGAAGGAGCGGAAGGAGAGGAGAAAAGAAGAACACAGGGUACAGAAUGCUCAGCUUCAUGCUGCUGUUUCUGUUGCAGGGGUGGCUGCUGCCAUCGCCGCCAUUGCCUCCGCCUCUGCAAGUUCCCAAGGCGGAAAUGACGGGAAAGAUAUCCCAAAGACCGAUAUGGCUUUGGCCUCUGCCGCCACAUUGGUCGCCGCUCAAUGCGUGGAGGCCGCUGAGGCCAUGGGAGCAGAACAUGAUCACCUCGCCUCUGUUAUAAGCUCCGCCGUCAAUGUCAAGUCCGCCGGCGAUAUUAUGACGCUCACCGCCGCCGCUUCAACAGCAUUAAAAGGAGCUGCAACGCUUAAAUCGAGGGCCAUGAAGGAAGUGUGGAAUGCGGCGGCUAUAAACCCGACGGAGACAGGAAUCGGAGCAUCCAGCAGCUAUGGUACUCUGAAUAUUUUGGAGACUCAAAAAUUUAGCGGCGACCCUCACCCGAUUCAACACGACCUUGAUCUUCUACGUGACUGUGAAUCAAACCAUCAAAUUCAACAUGAAGAUAAUUUCGUCACCGUACGAUUGCUCGCUGAUGGCUGUGAGCUUCUUAAACGUACUCGUAGUGGUAAGUUUACCUUUUCUCAAUUCAUCAUUUAUAUUCCUUUGUUACAGGUUGUGUUGAAGAUGAAGAGCAGGCACGUGGCUGGGGCUAUAACCAAAAAGAAAAAGAAUGUGGUGGUGGAUGUAGUGAAAGAUAUUCCGGCAUGGGCAGGGCGGCACCUGCUGGAGGGCGGCGAUGACCGCCGCUACUUCGGGCUGAAGACACUGAUGCGAGGGGUGGUGGAAUUCGAGUGCAGAAACCAGAGAGAGUAUGACAUGUGGACACAGGGAGUUGCCAAGCUUCUUGUAAUGGCGGCUGAAAGGACUUGUAUGUUCCAAGAUCAACCUGUUUGA